Messenger RNA from Dreissena polymorpha, 1042 nucleotides. RefSeq lists its product as uncharacterized. The coding region runs from base 158 to 931 and encodes 257 amino acids. The transcript has 3 exons. Lineage: Eukaryota; Metazoa; Mollusca; Bivalvia; Myida; Dreissenidae. The record is from RefSeq and is a predicted model, not a curated record.
UCAAUAGAAUACAACAAUAUUUAAACCUGAGAAUGGAAACAUUUGACUGACAGUUUAAACAAUAUGUUAAUGACGUACGUAUAUUUACUUUCGAUUUGCAUUGUGUCAACACCAGCGAUCACCUGGACUUUCGGUUGAUUCAAUAUCCAAAAAUAAAAUGGGCCAGGGACACUCUAAGAUAAAGCUUUCAGAUGAAAAAGUGGACUUCCUUACAAAAGAAACGACGUUUCCUUCGAAAACAAUCAAGAGAUGGUACAAAGCAUACAUGGUUGCCUUCCCAGACGGUAUGAUGGAUAAGGACAAUUUUGAGAAGGUUUAUUCAGAAUGUGUUCCGAAAGGAAACCCGGGUUUAUUUAAAGAGCGAGCAUUUUGUUCACGUGAUCGAAUAGAUUUUGAUUUCUUUGUUCUUACUAUUCACAAAACGUCUUCGGCUAUACGAGAUGAAAAUGCCCUGGUGAAACGAGAGACAACUGCAACAACAGAAGCUUUAGAUUUUACCACCCUCGCAAAGGAAAUAUGCGAAAAUCUACGCCAGUGGGUUAAUGGUGAAAUAUCAGGGGAAGCGUGCAUCAACAGCAUAAUUGAAAAAGACGCCAAUGCUGCAAUAGGUAGUUUUGUUGGUGGCAAAGUUGGUGGCGCCAUCGGAGGACCUUCGGGCGCGGCAGUCGGAGCAGUUGUUGCCCACGUGCUCCCAAUUACGGCUCAAAUGCUUAAAAGUAAACUCAAGCAGUGGAUUUUCGGAUGUUCAAAAGAGAAAGCCCUGGAACAAGCGUUUACGUUUGUUGGGCUGCAAGCAACCGCGACCAACAAAGAGAUCAAUUCUCGGUACCGUAAACUUGCACGCAAGUACCAUCCUGACAAAAAAGGAGAACUAGAAAAAUGGAUUCAACUUCAGUAUUCUAUGGAAUUAAUAAGAGAAUCAAGGCGCUAAAAUCAAGAACUCGCUUGUACACGACCAUUUUAAUUUGGAAAGUUUGAAAAAGCUGUCGAAUAAUUUAUAUAAUACUUUGUAAAUAACAAUCUUUAUAUUGUCAUAAAUAAC